AAAACAGUAAUAAAAUAAAUCACCCUUCUCAAAGCAAAGCUGCAUCAUCACCAUCAUCACCAUCAGAGCCGAAAAAUCGAUUGCCUCUUUCGCAACAACAUUCUUUGUUAUCUCCGUAGUCGAAAUUUAUUCGCAGUGCAGUGCAGUGAAUCAUUUAUCGCUUUGCGGUCGACAGCGAUUGAUUAGUUUUGGUAACUGUGGUUGAAAAACAGGGACGCAGCAGUGAAUAUCGUGAACAUUGAAUUGUGGCUAGCAAUUUCCGGAGUAUGCCGCCUAUCGCCUGAUUUCACCGGAUUCAGAUUGAUAUUCAAUGCCAUACAUUCUGAUACGAGGCAAUUUAGCUUCCUACAGUCAUAAGUACCCGUUUCGAGUGCUGGUUUCGGGAUUGAAAGCGGCCGACCUCGAGCAGUUGAAUCGAUUUCCCUGCGGUGGGUACAGUGAUGAGUCUACGAUUGUCUACCUGCAGCAUCCUUGUGUGAUAUUGACUGCUUUGGAGGUUCUAGGCUAUCGCGUGGUGGCUUCCUCGUCAACGGCGGUCAAGCAGGACUACAACGAGUAUAUGUGGACUAUGCGCAAGGAGUUCAACGAUCCGGAACCGUACGCGUGCGAUACAUCGUCGAACCUUGUCGAGCGGGACAAUCUUGCCAAUAUCGGUCGCGAGGUGAAUAACUAUCCACCAAAUAAUAAGAUUGACGUGCCGGAAUAA
Molecule: messenger RNA, 706 nt
Organism: Sabethes cyaneus
Lineage: Eukaryota; Metazoa; Arthropoda; Insecta; Diptera; Culicidae
Exons: 4
Coding region: 311-706 (131 amino acids)
Biological process (GO): negative regulation of biosynthetic process
Source: RefSeq, a predicted model, not a curated record